ACAUACCAGGAUCCAGGAUACUUAAGCGAAUUAUGAAAUAUGAAUAAAGGCGGAGCCUCCCUAUCCUCACAUUCCUCACUAGCUAUAAUGUAAUCAAAUGGGAAUCUUGGCCUGCUGCUGCUGCCGCCUGCAGUGCCUGCUAUAUUCGCUUUCGCUAUAUUCAUUUGUUUUUUGUCCGUCAACAAAAGGUGCAAAAGUGAACGAGAGCAAAAACCAUACAACACAAAUUUUUCUUUCCAAUCUUCAGACGUUCUGACUCUUUCCAGUCUUUCCUGUUCUGCACGGUUAUUUUCCGGUGAAGGACGGAUGGCCGGAUUCAUUGGGGUCCACAUAGGCGCUGGUCAGCAUAGUGAGAGCAAAAAACAAGAAUACUCAAAAUUGUGCAAAGCUGCAUGCAGAGUGGGGUGCAAACUAUUGGCUGAAGGCAAAUCUGCUUUAGAAGCAGCCACAGAAGCAGUAGCUGUCCUCGAGAACAGCCCCUUCACCAAUGCAGGCCUCGGCUCCAACCUGACCUGGGAUGGAACCGUCGAAUGUGAUGCUUGUGCCAUGGACGGUACCACUGGGUUGUGGGGUGCGGUUGGCGCAGUCGGAACCAUUAAGAAUCCCUGUCGAGCUGCCUCAAAGCUUUGUUUAGGCCAAAGGGUGGAAGGUACACUUGGCAGAAUUCCACCCUGCGUCCUUGUUGGACAAGGGGCCUCUGAUUGGGCAAAAAAGCAAGGAAUCACUAGUGUUGACAGUUCAGCUUUAAUUCAUGCCAGUGCUCUCAAGAAAUACAACAAGUACAAAAAGCGAAUUCUAAAGUGCGAAAAAUCUGCAAAAUUGAAUUGUGAUGAUCUUUGUUCUGACACCGUCGGUGCUGUCUGCAUAGACAAUUUUGGACACACAGCUUCUGUUUGCUCAAGUGGAGGAAUAGUGCUUAAGAACAGUGGACGCUUGGGCCAAGCGUGCAUGUUUGGUGCAGGAUGUUGGGCAACUGACGGAGAUGCAAUUCAUCCAGCGGUUGCAACUUGUACGACAGGUUGCGGAGAACACCUUAUCCGAUGUACGCUUGCCAAAAGUGUGGCUGACAAGCUAGGCACUGGCCAGUCUCAACCAUGUGCCUCCCAUCUUCACAAUGUCAUGGUCAAAGAGUUCCUUGAAAAUCGCCUUUUGCAGGAAGUAGAGGAGAAAAUGGGUGGUGUCCUAGCUCUUGUGUUCAGUCCACGGGAUGGUUGUGGUGAACUAUUGUGGUGCCACUCAACUCAAACAAUGGCCCUAGGCUACAUGCAAGUUCAUAUGAAACCAAAAUUCAAGCUGUCGCAGCUACCAGCGGGGAAGGUUUUCGGCAAGGGAUUAAUUGUAGAGGGAACUACUUUUGUUUUCCCCUCGGUUGAAGACAAAAUAGUUUGAUAGCUUUUGAUAAAUUUUUAUUUUCUCAAAAUCAGUGGUAUAAGAAAUUAUUUUCUGCAUCGAUGAACUGAUUGUUUGAUGAAAAGCAUUGCAUUUCUGCUCCAAAGUUACUGCUCCAGUAUUUCUCAGACAUUCUGUCAUCUUGUGAAUAAUCUUCAUCAUUCUCCAGAAGGGUUUGGAGAUAUUUGAUAUAAUUGAUUGCCAUUCUGUAAUUAAUUUCAAUAAUUUUAUAUAAAUAUUGAUAUUAAAAUCAUUGUCAUUUUACCUCAGUGAUUCAAUUUUUGACAUUUUCUUCCCGAGAGGUUUGAAAGUAGGAAGCUUUCCUCUUAGUAACUCAAAUGCCUUGUUCAUGUCUCGCAUGCGGACACGCUCUCUAUCGCUUGCAGAUUUCUUUGGGUCUUUGGGAAAAUAUUGAAAGGCGUGGAAUGUAUCGAGGCCAAGAUUUACCUUUGUUUAAAAUAAAUGGAUUGCAAAUUGAGCUGAUUUUGACUUUGCCAUCCCUCUCGAGUUGCACCAGCUCUGGCAGAAAUGAACUUGCUGUACCCUCUGUAGGCACUUCUUCCAGUUUUAGUCGCAGAGUGAGAUUGUUAAAUUCCAUUCCAGCAAAUGUGUAAUGCAGCUCAGCCUCGAGUAUACUGCCGCAAUAUUGUAGUACAGCCAAGCAGGUGGUUUGUUAUUAAUCCUCCAUGUAUUAAUUCGAAUCGCAGCUUAUAAUGAUGAGGGCUCCGUAUUAAAGAUCAAUUUAGUCAUGGAAGAAGUAAAUAAAUCCACAAUGCAAUUAAUCAUAAGUCUGAUAUUUAUUAUGUUAUAUAUAUAGCAACAAAAAAAUAACAAUUUCAAUUGAGAGUGUUUUCUUAAGCGAAUAAACUAUUGGCU
Molecule: messenger RNA, 2265 nt
Organism: Neocloeon triangulifer
Lineage: Eukaryota; Metazoa; Arthropoda; Insecta; Ephemeroptera; Baetidae
Gene: Tasp1
Product: threonine aspartase 1
Exons: 7
Coding region: 307-1389 (360 amino acids)
Biological process (GO): protein maturation
Molecular function (GO): threonine-type endopeptidase activity
Source: RefSeq, a predicted model, not a curated record